Messenger RNA from Leptidea sinapis, 1207 nucleotides. Its product is annotated as protein FAM210B, mitochondrial-like. Gene Ontology annotation, cellular component: mitochondrion. The record is from RefSeq and is a predicted model, not a curated record. The transcript has 4 exons. Lineage: Eukaryota; Metazoa; Arthropoda; Insecta; Lepidoptera; Pieridae. The coding region runs from base 132 to 1013 and encodes 293 amino acids.
ACAGAAACAGUUAUCUUAUUCUUAACUCUUAACAUUCUCAUUUAUGUUUACGUCGCCACUCGCAUUAUGUUUGCAACAAAGUAAAAACAAAGAGUUUAAUAGUUUUUUUCAUUCAAUUAAAUUUUCAAAAUAUGUUUGUAGCAAAUUGCAGACUUGGUCCUUAUUUGACUAAACAGAUAACAACUGGCGGAAGCCAUUAUAUUGGAAAAGCUAUACAUAAUACAUCGGUGCUUAAGUUUGCACAGGUUGUUGCUCUCAAGUUACCAACAAAUGUUGUAGAUAUAAAUGCAACUGAAACAGGAUUAUUCUCUCCAUUGCGAGAGAGAGAUAUAUCUGGGCCAGUAAUAAGUGUGUAUAAUGAUAGAGAUAUAUGUAAUAUAUCGAAAAUUGAUAUAACACUACAAUGUGAUCCUCAUGUUAACAAGUAUGACUGCCGAGGUGCUGUUAGCCUUUCCUCAUCAAUGCAAAGCAAUGUUCCAAGUCCAUUCAGUGGUAAUCAUACUCACCUGAAUAUGCCAGGAUCACAGUGGGGACAAGGUCAUAAGUAUUUGUCUGAUCACCUCCAUAGUGCUCACUACUUAACUCUUAGGAAUGAGUAUCGUGCUAAGAUGUUUAAUGGAGCAUAUACCACUGCAACAAGGAACAUGAGUACAAAUGUAAAAGAUAAUAUUAGCACUAAAGAAAAACUGAAGAAAGCAGUCAAGGAAUAUGGAUCCACAGUUAUAGUAUUUCAUGUUUCAAUCUCAAUUAUGUCUCUGGGAAUUUGUUAUGGACUGGUAUCAAGUGGUGUGGAUUUAGUGGCAGUUAUGAAAUAUUUGAAUAUUGGGGAGGGAACAUUAUCAAACAUGAUCACUUCAAACGCAGGAACAUUUGUGAUAGCAUAUGGGAUACACAAAGUGUUAGCUCCAGCUAGGAUAGCAAUAACAUUAACUGCAACACCAUUUAUUGUAAGAUAUUUACGAAACAUAGGGUUCUUAAAACCAAAUGCUGCCACUAGUACAAGCAAUAAAUAGAUAUUUGAUGGUAAUGAACUGUAAUUUGUAACUAUAGUAAGUCUUGUUAUAUUUUUAAAGAAGAGGGGUAAUUAUAUAUUAGUUUUAUAGCAUAACUUUGGAAAUAAUUUUACUACCAUUAAUUUUUAUUGAUAUACUUAAUAUUGUAAUGUAAAUUGUAUUAUGUAAUACGAUUGAAUAAAAAUUUUAUUAUA